AUGGCAUAUGCUUCUCCCUCUGUGAGAAGUGCAAAGGAGUUAGCUGCCCUACGUGCUUUACCAGCUUUGGAGCAUGAGGAAGUACACGACGAAUUUGGACAAUACGCCCUGAGAUAUGUUACAGCUGAAGGAACUAUUGUAUCAGAACGCGGCCGUCUAGUGCCGGACUCGGAAGGCAAAGGAUAUGUACUCAUCACAGAGGGAGAGAUCUCCUACAUCGGUGAUGACGGCAACUUGUACAUCACCAGGUUUUCUGCCGGUAUUGAUGGAACGCAUGUGGAGGGAGACCAUAUGCCUGUAGCACCUAAGCCUAUUGCACGUGAUGGUCGUGUAGGCUCUCGUGUGCCUAAACCUGUACCCAGUCCGGUAACAAAACGGUCGCAAAGAGUUCAUAAAUAA
Danaus chrysippus (African queen) is the source of this 399-nucleotide messenger RNA. Lineage: Eukaryota; Metazoa; Arthropoda; Insecta; Lepidoptera; Nymphalidae. The record is from the annotation of a GenBank genome assembly.